AUACAGACUUUGACACGGAAAUUGCGUCACUACAGUACCAACGUGCUAGCGGUAAAGCACCUGGGAUCCCAGAGCUGCAUGCAAUCAUGUGGCCUGUAGUGUGGACAGCGUUGCGGACCUAUGCUCCUUAUGUCACCUUCCCUGUGGCUUUUGUGGUUGGAGCAGUGGGCUAUCACCUGGAAUGGUUCAUCAGGGGCACCCCCAAAUCCAGAGAGGAAGAGAAAGGCAUCCAGGAACUGAGGGAAGAAAGAAAGCUGCAGGAGCAAGUGGGCAUGGACAGCACAAAGGUGCUGAGCCUCAAAGAGAAACUGGAGUUCACACCUAAAGCGGCUCUGAACAGGAACCGACCUGAAAAGAGCUAAUCCCCUGUUUCCGUGAUAGACUUGCGUUUGACCUUUUUUUUUCAGCUGGAGGACUGUGCACUGAGAGCAGAAGAGAGGGUGAUCACUGAAUCAUACAUUCUUCCUUAUUCAGUUCAGCUCCACUCUCAUGGAAACCCGUAGCAAAAACUUGCCUGGGUGAACACUGGGAAACUUUUAGUAGCUGGAAUAUAAUUAUUUCUUCUCCAUAAUCAAACAAAGGUGUAUGUAUUAGGCUGUACCAAAUUCUCCAAUCAUCUUCUUGAUGGUGCAUGUGCAUGCUUUUUAUCAAUAACUUAAGCCAUCCACUGUCAUUAGAACACCUUAUUGUAGAACCUUUGAGUGUUCGGUCUUUAAUCUGACAAAGUUUUAUGUGAUUUGGAACCGACUUGGAUGGAUUACAUACAUCUGGUUGUGCCAGUAUGGUAAAUGUAUAUAAUUGCGACUUUGUUAUUAAGUCACUCAAAUGUCAUUUGUCAUUUCACGACCAAUUUUCAUGUUACAGACCUGUCUGGGUUUUUGGGGGGUUUUUACUCCUUUUGAUCUUUUCUGUUUAUAGAGACAGGAAGUCUGGCUGUCAUAAAAGAAGAGAAGAACGACAGGACUUUGCUGGAACCUUUGAUGAUAUGUGACAGAACAUAAGCCAGCAUUGUGGGCGGUCUCCCAGGAUGUUUAAGCUGCUUAGUUGUAUUGUCUGUAACCAUGUGCUCAAUACUUUCAUUUUAGAAAGUCUGGAUUUGCACACUUUAAAAAAAACAGUAAUAAUAUGUGUCUUGCUGAAAAAAUGUGAUAAAUAAAGAAAAAAGUUUGUGUG
Messenger RNA from Pelmatolapia mariae (spotted tilapia), 1173 nucleotides. RefSeq names its product small integral membrane protein 12 (gene smim12). The transcript has 2 exons. Bases 87 to 362 code for a protein of 91 amino acids. The record is from RefSeq and is a predicted model, not a curated record. Lineage: Eukaryota; Metazoa; Chordata; Actinopteri; Cichliformes; Cichlidae.